AUGUAUGUAUGCAGCCUGGUACGCCGCGUUGUAUUGCGGCUUCUUUUAGGGGCCGUUCUGUCAUGGCUUACUCUUGCUUUUCUAUGGGUUGUGCUUCCGUUUCCUUCUCGUGAACACGGCUAUAGCGACAAGUGUAAUUACGUUGCCCAUACCCUACGGUCAGGCAACGAACUCACAAGAGUCUACCAGUUCGAAAGCUUCGGCCUCGCGGAGGACUAUGACGGCUUUGCGUUGGAUUAUCAACUGAACCUCGAAGACUCGAGACUCUCAAUUUCUGGAGCAGAACCAUUGCCUGUUCGACAGCCAUUUGCCGACGUGCAUGGCAAUGAAGACAAAACGCAGAUCGUCAACGUGACUGCACGAAGAGGAUUUGCGGAUGGUGCUAACCUCCCAUGGUUCCCAUUCGCAGACGCCAUUCUUCUGUCCUCGAUUAUCGAACGCAACCCUAUCGAACUCCCAGUUAAGAUACAGUGGACAGCGACUGAGAGUGAACAGACCAUGGAAGUCCGGACCUUGAGAUCAUCGUCUUUGCUCCAGAUUCAGACGAGCAGCGAUGAUCUGUCGACUCUUGCUGCUACCGUUCCCGAGUCGUCAGAGUCCAUGUCUCCUUCCUACACGUAUCCUAUCCGCGUUGCGAUCAUCAGUGUCCUUGCUCCAACUUCUAUCUUUCUCAACGAUCUAUUUGGAGACAAGCUUGUAGAUAUAGUCAUGGGUCUUAUGCCUGUCUUAUUUAUAGGCUCUAUUGUUCUCUUAGUCUUCAUGCUUGGAGCUAGCAAAAGAAGGACACUCCCUUCCAGUGAUUCAAGUGAUGCCUUUCAGGGCAGCGUUGCAGUGGGACAACAAGAGAGUUCGGAUCUCUCUAUGACGAAGGAAACUGAGUUCGAUAUUGAAAAGAACUGA
This is a messenger RNA of Monascus purpureus, 900 nucleotides long. Lineage: Eukaryota; Fungi; Ascomycota; Eurotiomycetes; Eurotiales; Aspergillaceae. The record is from the annotation of a GenBank genome assembly.